AUGCCGGCCGGCGGCUACGAAGAGGGCCGGCUCUUCGCCUUCGAGCAAAGCCGGAUCCAGUACAGGAUGGUGCUCUUGGCGGGGCCCAAGCCGAACGACGGCCUCUACGUGGCGAACUUGCAGUCCGCGGCCUCGGAUCCCAUCUGCACCUUUCUGGAUCCGCCCCUGCACCUCCGAGCGGAGCUGCGCUGCGACUCCGACGUCGUGCCGGCUGUGGUGACCCUGAGUUGGAGGCUCCCUAAUAUGGAGUGGCUCCGGCUGGUGGGCACUGAGGGCUCCGGCUUUGACAACUUGCGAACGUCCUCCUGGGCAGCAGGGCUCAUGCCCAGCAAGGUCCAGGUGCGCUGGCGGGUGCUGCAGAGCCUCCCGUCGAACGACGAGGCUCUCUUUCCGGCAGAGCUGGCCUCGGGAAGCUAUGUCACCUCUCCGCCGACCGCGAUGGAGGCAGACUUCCGGAUGGAUGAGACGUGGCAGUGCACCUACAAGGAGGCGCUGCCGGCCGCCAUCGCCGUUUUCGGCGUCCGCUUGGGGACACUUUACAAGUGGUCACCUUGGUCGGAGGACAGCCCUGCUCUGUCAGUGGAGGUGCCGGAGCCUUGCCCCCGGCUCAGUGCGGAGGCCUCGGGCGCUGAGGCCAAGGACUCGGACCCCUAUGUGGAGAUCUCGGACUUGACGGACUCCGAGGCGCAGGCGCUCUGGAGGCCCUUUGCCACCGAGGGUGCCCUGCGCGCUCUGGAGUAUCGCGUGAGCAUCUGCCAGCUGGAGGGCCCGGAGUCGGCGGUCCUCUGGGAGGAUGCAGUCGUGGCAGGAAUCCUCCACGUUCAAGAGCCUCCCGAAAAGGUCGGGUUCCCACUCCGUGGGCUGCGCCCCGACCAAUGGUACCAAGUCCGUGUCGAUGCUCGGUACCCCUGCGUUGGCAAGCGGGCUUUCUCUGACAGCAAGGCAGUCUCUGCGGCCUUUCGGACACCUUUGCCGGUGCGGCCACCGCGGCAGCCGCUGCCGCUCCGCCUGGAUCUCGACGAGGAGGAGCCGCAGCCGGCUCAAGCCGAGGAGGCGGAGGCGGCGGAGGCCUCGGCCACGGCGUUCCUUUGGGCUGCGAGGCCCUGGGUCUCCGUCCACGUGGAGCAUUUUGCCUCCGAGACCUACAAGUUCCAGUUCAAGGAGGCGGUUCUCCAUGGGGGUCGCUCCGACUUCGAGGGCUGGCAGGAGCCGGUGGUCGUGGAGGCAGCGCUUCAGCCGCCGCAGCGCCCCGGCCCUUCGCUUCGCGACCAGGAAUCGGCGAUCGUGCGGAUCGGCUUUCCGAAAGGUGCUCCGGAGCUCGUGGCCUUGCGCCUAGCGGACACCUCGAGCGGUGCGUCUCCUUUGCGCUGGAGUGUGACGAGUCCUCCGCUGGUCACGCGCGUGGCGCCGCCGCUCCUGGCCCGCUGCUUCGAGGGCGGCGGCGCGCUGCAGCUGCUGCCCACGGAUGGCGGCGGCUUGCAGCUCUGCCUGCGCUUCUUCCUGCAGCCUCGAGACGAAGAGGCAGCCUCUGUGACGCUUCUCCUCUCUGACCGCUUUUCCUCUCCUCCGUCUCUUCUCCGCCUCUUCGCUGCGAGCCGUGAGGUCUCUCGCAAAGCACUCCCGGGCCACCGCCACGUGUCACAGUGCCAGCUGCGGCUCCGGGUGAAGGGCGAGAGCAAGGCGCAAAUUUGA
Messenger RNA from Symbiodinium sp. CCMP2592, 1692 nucleotides. NCBI's taxonomy places the organism in Eukaryota, Dinophyceae, Suessiales, Symbiodiniaceae. The record is from the annotation of a GenBank genome assembly.